Molecule: messenger RNA, 359 nt
Organism: Paramuricea clavata
Lineage: Eukaryota; Metazoa; Cnidaria; Anthozoa; Malacalcyonacea; Plexauridae
Source: the annotation of a GenBank genome assembly
GAAACAAAAGAAUCCAGCAGCGAGAGGACCGUCCUUGUGGAGACGACGAAGAAAUCGUUGGAGAAAACUGGGUACAAUGUGACGAUUGCGGACAGUGGUAUCAUCAUCUGUAAGUAUAUUUUUAACUCCCUAUAUGUUUAUUCUGUGUUGACAAAUUGCACAUAAAAACCGUAUACAUACAGAUACCAUAUAGCAAUUAGCUAAAUACAUAUCGUGGGUGUAUUUCUACAAGUAAUCUUUAUUUAUAUUUCAGGAAAUGCACGAAUUUAGAGAAAAUUCCGCCGAAAAAACAGAAGUGGUUCUGCAGUGAAAAAUGUACACAACAAAUAAAGGAAAAGAGAUCCAAACAGCGGAAAUAA